Aethalodelphis obliquidens (Pacific white-sided dolphin) is the source of this 3669-nucleotide messenger RNA. It is a transcript of the gene APELA, whose product is annotated as apelin receptor early endogenous ligand. Gene Ontology annotation, molecular function: apelin receptor binding. Gene Ontology annotation, biological process: heart development; apelin receptor signaling pathway. NCBI's taxonomy places the organism in Eukaryota, Metazoa, Chordata, Mammalia, Artiodactyla, Delphinidae. The transcript is spliced from 2 exons. The record is from RefSeq and is a predicted model, not a curated record. The coding region runs from base 1232 to 1396 and encodes 54 amino acids.
UAUGCUCUCGCCUGUUAUAAAGUUCAUGGAUAAGCAGGCAGGCAGGGAUUCUCACUGACUGAUGUCUAAGAUAAGCAAAUUAUGCAUUAAUUUCAAACCUUAGGAAGCCCAAGGUUGUGUACCAACUACCUGAAUCUAGAAAAGUGAAACGCAACAAACUUCCUGCCAAUUCACAAGUUGCAGAUGCUUUAGAUUUGGUAUUUGGGAUCUACCUGAAUUUGACUGUGUCUACACUAUCAUUUCCAUUUACUUUAUAGUUAAGUACAGUCAUUUUCAUUUGUAACAGCUACAUAUGACAGGCAAGGAAACACUUAAAACCACAAGCGAUCUUGGAGCAUGUGUGUAAAAGAUGACAUGAGACUGCUUUUGUCUUCUGAGCUCAUUCCUAAUUUCUGUGUCCGAAAUAUAUCAGCCACCAUAUAUAAAUCUUUUAACAGAACCCAGAUUUCAUGAAUUUGUGGCUUGCCUGAACUUACUUUUUUAAAAUCCUGGAUGUACUGCAGAUGAAAAUGAUCUCUAUUACUUUAGAAAUUGCACUUUACAAAAUAAAAAAGAUGAACAUUUUUCAGAUUAAUUUCAGAACAUUCUAAAUCCCAGGAAUGUUUAUUGAUGUAAACCCACAUAGAUUAAGCAAUUUAGAGAUUUGGGGCAAACAGGCACCACUUUGCAGUAGGUUUGGAAAAGAGAAAGCAUUUCAGCACAUGUUCCGCCACAAAGCAUUUGGCAGUCUAAGUUAGAGCUUCAGAUUUCCUUCUGAAAGGGACAAGAGACUUCCUGUCAUUCCUCUGGGUUUCUGCAUGUGACACCGAUGUGCACAAUGCAAAGUGUAAACAGAUGUAAAUGGUGAGGGAGGGAGCCCGGCCAGUGUGUGGUUCUACACACUCUCCACACCCUGCUCUGGGCGCAGUCCGCCUCCCCUCGGAGUCGGCGGCGGACAUUUCCACCCAAGUCACAGGACGCUUGACUGGUUUAUUUCACCAAUAUUUACUUAUGGAAAUCAAGGGGCGUGGCCGGGGCGGGAGGAGGGGUCUGGGGCCGAGGGGCUCCGACCGCAAAACAGCACCAGUAACCUUAUCUGCAGGGAUCAUUAACCUUUCUGGAAAACGCAGCUGGCUGUGCUCUGAGGUUUGUCCUCAGAAUGUGAGGAGCGCCACACAGAUACCGCAGAGACUGUUCAAAGACUGUUGGGUUUACCUUGCGCGCUUUUGCUCCACCGUAGUGUGGCAGAAAAAUGAGAUUGCAACAAUUCUUUUUUCUGUUUCUUGUUUUUAUGAUGAGUCUUCUACUUACCCCCGGACAGAGACCAGCUAAUUUGGCAAUGAGAAGAAAAUUGCACAGGUACAACUGCCUUCAGAGGAGAUGUAUGCCUCUGCAUUCACGAGUGCCCUUCCCCUGAGGUACUUUUGAUGGAAAGAGUUUUACUACAUUUAGGCAAUGUUCCAGAUUACAUAUACCUGAGAAUGCUUAAAUGGCUUUAGAGUGAUGUCAGUUUAAGGAAUGCAUACUAAUGGUUUGCAUACUAACAGUGAAAUGAAAUGAUGUUUGGGAAUGGCUUUAAUCAUUUAAUGGGAUGGAGGAGGAAAAUGUAGGAAAAUCUUGAUAAUUGUUGAACCUGAGUGAUAGUUACGUGGGGAUUAAUACCAUUGUGUGUGUUUGAAAAUUUUCAUAAUUAAAAAAAUCAGGCACGAGGAGAAUGUAAUUAAUUAUAAAGGUAUCUUGAAACACGUGUUUUGAAAAUCCCUGACUAGCUCCCUAUGCUGUCCAGAAUAAGCACGUUUCCCAUUCACACCACUCUAUGCUUGAAAGCAUUCGCACACGUUUGCCCAACACCACCAAGUGGAUGAUGUGUUAGCCUCAACACUUAGUAAUUUAUUCUUCCUGAAAAUAUUUCUUUUCAUAUAUAAAAUCAACUUAAUAUUAAUGACAUGGCAGCUUUCCAGCUUCACUAAUAGAGUUGGUCAUGAUGGUUGCAUCUUUAAGGAUAAAUUCUGAAUAGAAUUUUGUUCCUGAUUUUACACUACCGCCAUCACCAGUAAUACUGCUUGAAUCAGUUAACAUCAAACACCGCCCAAGUUUGUUACUUCACACUAAAAAAUAAGAAGCUUGACAUUCCAUUGUAAUUAUUUUAAGCUCUUUAAUUCACAUGAAAUAUAGCUUCCUUUAAAAAAGUCAUAGAAAUAUCCCUCAGCUGGUUAACAUAACACAGGCAGUUGCUCAAUUAGCCUAUUCAUUUGGCCUGUGGACUGGAGCAUUUAUGGCACUAUGCAUCCAGGGAAAAGAAUGAUUGCUCUGCCUGGUGUUUAAUACACGCUUUUCAAACCAGUGAAGACCCUGUAGUGGGAUAUUAAAUAAAGGAAGAGCAGUUCAGUAACAAGCAUUUACCAAGAGGACUGAGACAAAAACCCAAGUUCUCUACGCCUGCAUCUGUAACAAAUUACUCUUUGCUAUCAAAAUAUGAAAAAGAAAUUUGGUGGAGAAAUCCAGAAAGAUACAAGAGGAAGUUCUCGAGAAGCCAAUUAAUGGGGACUAAAACAUGCUUUAAAAGUGUCUUAUAUGUUAAAAAAUCCUUUGGUGUAUGUUGAUAAUGAAUUUCAGUCUCUCAUAUAAAUAACGGUAAAAUCUGUGCUUAGGAGGAGUGGAGAAGUUCAUGAUUUUUCCAGCACUCCUCCACAGAUAACAAAGAGGCAUUUCACAGUAGCAAGGGAAUUCCUGCAUAUGCAGGAAAGGAUGCCUCACAAAUGCAGACAAAAGCCCUUAGUCAGCCACAGGUUAUAUUGGCUUUCUCCCCCAAACACCUGCCAUAAAAACUAGGGCUGUAAGUAAACAAGAUAGAGUAGUGAAAUUUGAAUUGUCAAAGUUAAGGAAAAUUUUGACCUAUAAAGCAAAUUUGUAAACCAAAGGGAAACGUAAGUCGAAGCCAUAUAAACUAUUUAAUAAUAGCAAUCCUUUACAAAAGUUGGGUAAUCCUUUUAAAGAACUGCUCAGGUUACAGCAUCCAUUUUCUCAGUGUUUAGACUAGUCCUACAUUCCAGCUACAGUUCUUUGAAGAAUGUGUAAAAGUCACAUUUUGGAAUCCAGCAUUAGUAUAAGAGCCACUGAAAGAAAAACGUUCAUUUCCCCACAGGGAACUAUAUUUAAUAUCCAGUGAUCAACCAUCUAGAAAAGAACAUGAAAAAAAAUAUAUGUAUAAUGGAAUCACUUUGCUGUACAGCAGAAAUUAAAACAUUAUAAAUCAACUAUACUUCAAUAAAAUUCUCUUAAAAAUUAAAAAAAAAAGAUAAUUUCCCAAGAGCUUGGUCAACCAGUGCUCUAAGUGCUAUAUUCAAGUUUGAUAGCAUGAUUCUCACUGCCCUAAAUACUUGCAUCUUUUUUAUAUGUCUUGCAACAAAGGUACUUUGACUACUAGAUAAAAGCACUAUAGACAUAAGUAGUGGAACUCUGAGGCUGAAUCUCUCUUCAUUUGUCCCCCUCUGUUUUCUACGUGCUUUAGAUAAAAUCACAUGUCUUGACUUCAUUCAGUUAGGGUCAAGGAAGACUGUAAAGGGAUAGGUAAGGUAAACAUUUGACUUUGAAGUUUUACAGAUUAACCUUUUAGAGUGGUUUAGACUUUCAGCUCACUUGAUGGGAAAGCCCGAUUACAUUUACUCCGUCAAUUUUUCCUUCUCACAG